UGCUGUCCCCCAACCAAUGGUGGUGGCACUGCUGUCCCCAUGGCACUGCUGUCCUCCAACCAAUGGUGGUGGCACUGCUGUCCCCAUGGCACUGCUGUCCUCCAACCAAUGGUGGUGGCACUGCUGUCCCCCAACCAAUGGUGGUGGCACUGCUGUCCCCCAACCAAUGGUGGUGGCACUGCUGUCCCGGUGGCACUGCUGUCCCCCAACCAAUGGUGGUGGCACUGCUGUCCCCAUGGCACUGCUGUCCCCCAACCAAUGGUGGUGGCACCUGUGUCACGUGGCCAUAAUGGUGGCACUGCUGUCACCCAGCCGUGGUGGUGACACUUCUCGUCACAGAGGUGCCACCUCCAUCCCCGUGCCACCAGCGUGUCACUUCUGUCCCCACGCCACCCACGUGCCACCUCCAGCCCCUCGUCCUGGAUCUGCCCACUGUGUCCCCUUGUCCCCGAGGUCCCCACGACGUCCCCCCGCAUUGUGGAGGUCCCCACAAUGUCCCCCCAUUGUGGAGGUCUCCAUGACGUCCCCUUGUCCCCGAGGUCCCCACAAUGUCCCCUUAUUCUGGAGGUCCCCACAGUGUCCCCUCACAGUGGAGGUUCCAUGCUGUCCCCUGCUCCCAGAGGUCCCCACGAUGUCCCCAAGGUCCCCACAAUGUCCCCCCAUUGUGGAGGUCCCCAUGAUGUUCCCUUGUCCCCGAGGUCCCCACGAUGUCCUCGAGGUCCCCAUGAUGCCCCCCCUUGUCCCAGAGGUCCCCACGAUGUCCCCUCAUUGUGGAGGUCCCCACAGUGUCCCCUUGUUCCCGAGUUCGCCACGAUGUCCCCAACAUCCCCACGAUGUCCCCCUGUUGUGCAGGUCCCCACGAUGCCCCUUUGUCCCUGAGGUCCCCACAAUGUCCCCAAGGUCCCCACAAUGUCCCCCCAUUGUGGAGGUCCCCAUUAUGUCCCCUUGUCCCCGAGGUCCCCACAAUGUCCUCGAGGUCCCCAUGAUGCCCCCCCUUGUCCCAGAGGUCCCCACGAUGUCCCCUCAUUGUGGAGGUCCCCACAGUGUCCCCUUGUUCCCGAGUUCGCCACAAUGUCCCCAACAUCCCCACGAUGUCCCCCUGUUGUGCAGGUCCCCACGAUGCCCCUUUGUCCCUGAGGUCCCCACAAUGUCCCCAAGGUCUCCAUGAUGUCUCCCCAUUGUGGAGGUCCCCAUGAUGUCCCCUUAUUCUCGAGGUCCCCAAGAUGUCCCCAAUUGUGGAGGUCCCCAUGAUUUCCCCUCGUCCCUGAGGUCCGCACGAUGUCCCCAAGGUCCCCACGAUGUCCCCCCUGUUGUGGAGGUCCCCACGAUGUCCCCAAGGUCCCCACGAUGUCCCCUUGUCCUGAACUCCCCAUGAUGUCCCCUUGUUCUCGAGGUCCCCACGAUGUCCCCAAGGUCCCCACGAUGUCCCCCCAUUGUGGAGG
Messenger RNA from Meleagris gallopavo (turkey), 1442 nucleotides. The record is from RefSeq and is a predicted model, not a curated record. NCBI's taxonomy places the organism in Eukaryota, Metazoa, Chordata, Aves, Galliformes, Phasianidae.